Lactuca saligna is the source of this 405-nucleotide messenger RNA. Lineage: Eukaryota; Viridiplantae; Streptophyta; Magnoliopsida; Asterales; Asteraceae. The record is from the annotation of a GenBank genome assembly.
AUGUUAUGGAGGAGAUCGAGAUGGAAGCAGGAAGAAGCAGCAAUGUACAUCGGUGCUGAGAACUAUUGGAAAAAUAAUCGCUUAAGACAAAUUCAGUUCAUGAAGAUGAUGAAGGUAUCGGCUCAAGAUUGGAGUUGCUCAUCUUUAUUCCCACUCCCACCGCUAUUCCUUCCAAUCAGAUUGAUACAAAGAGCCAUUCUCCAAGCUACUUCUAGGUCUCUUACGCUUAAUUUGGUCAUAAAUAGAGUGGUGGAGUGUACGACGCAGGUAUGGUUAGAUAUGACAAUGAAUGAGGAUGGAAAUAUAAGGUUAUUAGCUGACAAGAACCCAACGCCGAUUACCAUGGAGUUAUUUGCAAAAAGGGGGCAGUUUUCAAAAAGGUUAGUAGAAAUGGGGUUGUUUUGA